Paramecium sonneborni is the source of this 1586-nucleotide messenger RNA. The record is from the annotation of a GenBank genome assembly. Lineage: Eukaryota; Ciliophora; Oligohymenophorea; Peniculida; Parameciidae.
AUUUCAUAUAACAUCCCUCUAAUGGUAAUGUAAAUAUAAUAAUUUUGAGUUAUCAACCAAAUAGAGUGUUUGUACAUCUAAUGUUUUAUCGAAGCGAUAGAAAAUGACAAAAAGUUAUUUUAAAGGAGAUUUGUCAUAAUCUGACAUGAUAGUUUUGACAGAGUCUGAAUUAUAGAGAAUAAAGGUUUAUAUAAAAAUGAAAAUAGAAUCUAUCAGUUAUAACAACAAAGGAGGAAUAAUUAUAGCAUAAAAAGUUAUUGGAAGAAUAGAAAGAGAAAUAAUUAGCAGAAGCUUAAGCAAAAAAACAAAGGAUGUUAUAGAUUGAAGAAGAGAAGAAAAAAUCGGUUCCAUUAAGUUAAUAAGAGUAAGAGGAUAAAUUCGCUAAAGAUUCAUUAAUAUCAAGGGUUUUAUAAAAUAAAUGAUAUUAGGCUAAAGAGAUUAUUAAUGAAUAGAUAGAUGAUGUAAAAGAGAUGAAUAAAAUGGUAAUGUAUGCAAAAUGUGUGACAAUUAGAGAUAAAUAAUUGUUAGAAAAAAAAGAGUUAAAUGAAUAAUAUAAAAUGUAGGAAAAGCGUAAAGAUCUAAUGAUGGAAAUAGAGAGACUUAGAGCAAUUAAAUAUCAUGAAGAAAAGGAUUUAAAAUAAAAAUAAUAAUUAAAACAUGGACAUGAAAUUAUAAUAGAAUAAAUUAAAGAAAGAGAAUUAAUAAGACUAAAAGAAAAAGAAGAAUAAGAAAGAGAAGGAUAAGUUAUGCUUAAAUAAAUCAAAUAAUUAUAAUAAGAAGAAGCAUAAAAAACAUAAUAAAAAAAAGUUCAUCAAGCUAAAAUUUAAGAUGAAAUUUAAGAAACUAAUCAUAAGGCAAUUUUAAUUAAAGAAAAAAGAAUUUAAGAAGAAAGAGAUGAAGAAGAUAAAAUAUUAUAAUAUAACUUAUAAAAGGCUCAAAAAGAAGCUGAACUUUUAUAAGAAUAAAAGAGAAUUAAAGAAGAAAAAGAAAGAGAAGUCUAAAGAUUAAGAGAAAUGUAAGAAAAGGCAUAAGAUAGAGCAGCUGAAUUGGAUCUUUUAAGAGCUAAAAGAUAAAUGGAAUAAAAUGAAAGAUAAGCUAGAGAAAAAGAGAGAAAAGAAUUAGAAUUGAAAAUGAAAUUAAAUAAUGAUGUUAUGGAAGCAAGAAAAUUGUAAUAAAAAGAAAAAAUGGAAAGAUAUUAGGAAUAAGUAUAUUCUAUAUCAUAAUAUAUAUAGGCUAAAUUAGAAAGAGAUGAAUUUCAGAGGGUCAUCUAAAAACAAAAAUAAGAAAGAGAAAAUGAGAUCAAAAUAUUAUUAGAAAAAGAAGCAUUAAGAAAAAAACAUGCAGAAGAACUUCGAAAAUAAAUAAUUUAAAAUGAAGAAAAAAAAAAAUAGGAAGAAAGAGAUAUGUAUUUUCUUAUAUUAAAUUGAAGACUUGAAGAAGGAAAAAAGAUUAAGGAUAAAUUAAAUUAAGAAAGAAGACUUUUAGAGAGUAUUAAAGAUACUAAGCUCAAAGAUCUUAAUGAGAAAGCUAUUCCCGAUAAAUAUAAAGCUGAAUUGGCUAAAAAGAAGAUUGUUAUUAAUGUUUGA